Molecule: messenger RNA, 1614 nt
Organism: Chlamydomonas reinhardtii
Lineage: Eukaryota; Viridiplantae; Chlorophyta; Chlorophyceae; Chlamydomonadales; Chlamydomonadaceae
Exons: 2
Coding region: 428-742 (104 amino acids)
Source: RefSeq, a predicted model, not a curated record
GGUCACGCGCGAGGAAAGCCUCGCUGCCGUUGACUUCUUGGUCGCGGCCCUCACCAGGCUGCGCUUUGAGGCGCUGUGCCUGCUAGGGCUGGUAGCGUCACAUUCCAGGAGAAAAUGUUUGUGGUGCUUUGCGAUGGGCAAUGAGGUGUAUACAUGUCCGGCGGGAAUCCCUCAUCAGCUUCCAGCAGACUCAUAUCCUCGCUGCACCUGAGGUCCCAGCCUAUGCACAUGAAGCAGUUGAGUAAUCAUGCCGCAUACAUACGGGACCACAGCUCUACUCAAGCACUCAGCGUAAAGGACUGAUGAGUACGCCCGUCCGCAAAAACACCCUGCAUAAUACCGUGCCCAAGCUACCGCCGUUGACUAUGUCUUUGCAAAUCCGGACACAACUAAAAUAAAGAGUUAUUCACAGGCCUUGCAUGCCGGCAUGCACGCACAAGGGCGCCGCUCAGGCCUAACCGCGGCUCAGGGUUAUUCCACACCGGGCACUACGAGGAGACGACGGGCUGCUGUCCUGCCCUGCAUGCGUCUGUGCGUCAUCAGGGCUGCAUGCGCUUUAGCGGCGGCCCCACUGGUAGCCGGAGGGGCAGUACGUGUCUACGUCGAGGUGGACGGCCAGGUACAGGCCGGAGGCGGUGAUGGCGGUGGGCACGGUGAAGGUGCUGCUGCCAACCUGCGACCACCAGCAGCAGGAGGACGUGGGGCCGUGCGUGGCGUGGCGGAUAGGGAGGGUCAGCCGUAGUGGUCAGCGGCGGCAGAUGUCAGCUUUCACAUCAAGAGUGAACAGCGCAGCAUGCAUGGGGUGAAGGCGAGUGCUUGCUUGCCCUUGGGGUGGUAUGGAGGCAGCAGGGCAGGCACGCACGCAACCGGUGGGGUUUGAAGGGGAGGAUUUGGGGGGAGGGGCAUUUGGGGAGGUGGCAGCAGGGCCUGCCAAGGCACGAGUUGGAGCCAGCAAUGCAGCAGCAUCAGCAGCAUUGCGCAAGCGUGUUCACUUGCCUUAUAUGUGACGCCUGGCUUUGUGUUGGCGGUGAAGGGGGCAGUGGGGAAGAAAGUGAGGGGGUUGGUUGGGGACACGGCCAGGCUGAUGUCAGUGAAGGUCUUGAAGGAGCCGGGGCUCAGGGUGGGCGGGGCGAUGAAGGAGAGGUACACCUGAACAUCAUGGGGGUGGGGCGGGGCAGGGGCAGCAGUCGCAUACACAGGCACAGGCGUGUGGUGUCGGGUGUGCGUGGGGCUAAGGGAAACGUUAGUGCGUGACAUGGCAGGCACUGACGAAUCAACACUGCUGAUAGCCCUUUGAGCGGGUGUAUGGAGGUGCGGGGCCAGAUAGAGCGAGUUGCGGGGAGCGAGGCGAUCAUCCACACAAGCAGUCAUACCCAAACGCAGCAGGACGGUACAUGCACACAUACCUGCAAGUUCGAGACGCUCGCAAUCGCGGAGCUUGACGGCAGGGCAUUGAUCUGGAUGGUGCUCAUACCCCUGCAUAGCAAAUCCGGCCAAGGAAUGACAAGGGCGGAGACGGAUAUAUAUGAGUGCGCGCGGUUUACAGAACCAAACACGCCCAAAGUGCAUGGGGGCCAGUCGUUACUUGCAAUCCGACACAUACAUGAAAUGAAU